GACGUAUGCGAAUGCUGACGCAACCCGUUGGCUCAGCAACAUCGUAGUCAUGAAGCCAAGGACAACUGCUAGUGCUGUUACAGCCUGGCCGUCCAGUAGUGACGACGAGGAGGAGAAGAAGAAUAGUAGAUGUAGAGCAGUGAAGUUAUGCAGUAGUGUGAUUCCAUCCUCAAGUAACGAUUGUCUAUCAUCACAUAAGGCUACCGAUCGCCGUGAAGAUACGAACGUACAACCAUUCCAGUUAAAAUCAGCAGCUAACAGCAGUGGUCGAAUAAUGGACUCAAUAGCUCAAGACGAGGUGAAGAACGAGUCGGGAGAGAACCCGAGGGAUUCAUCGCUCUCAAUAUUGCAGCCCAGAGCCAAUUUUCAGCCGUUGUUACAGCCUGACCGAAUCAACAGACAAGAUGCCAGUAGUACUUCGGGAUUUCAGCCAGAUGGGGCAAUCAAGAAGAGUUUGGAGGCCUCAUUCGCAGAUGAAGGAGAAGUGUUGGAGCAGAAAGAUGUUGAAGAGAAGAUCAAGAAAGAAAACAUGGACGAGCAGACGAAGGAGGAGGUCGUGGGUUCGAUGGUUGGAGUGGAGAGAGAAGAUACUUGUGAACCUCUCAAGGACGAACUUACUGCCUGGGCCCUAACCGUAAAUGAGCCAGAAACGCCAGAAGUGCAGCACUCGUGUCUUGAGCCAGCUCAUGAAGAAGAGAGAGAUUUGAAAGCCGAAAAGGAGAGAAGAGUUUUCGUUUGGACAGAAGUCAGUUGCCGAACGGUUUUCGAUCGAGGAAAAAGUCUCAAGGAAGUAUACGUAGCAACCACGAUCACUAUGGCCACCAAUAAAGGCGUUUGGCCAGAGGACGUAAGGAGAGGUACAUAUCGAGCCCUCUUCGAUCGCGGCCGGAAUCACAGCCAAACUUACAGCCAGUUACAGCCAGUAAAAUAGAAAAGAGCCGAGAAACAGCCGAGUAGCCGUAAGCCCGCACGGGAGAGAGAGAGAGAGAUACCAGCCGCGCGACUACACACACACGCUGGAGCUCACGCACGCUCACACCUAAGCCGCUCGAGUCAGAAGAUAAGCCCGCCGCCGGGAGGGGGAAAACCUCGCGCCAGGCCGCGGCAGCAGAUACUAUACUGCUACUUGUAUGUGUGAGGCGUUGAGUGUGUGUAAAAAGAAUAUUCACCUAUGUAACCUAAAGAAUUUUUUAUUUGUAAUGUAUGACAUGAGAGGUGGUAUGAUACAGUGUGAAAACCCAACGAUCGCACGAGAAAACAUAUGUAAAUCGCCAAAUGUAACGGCACUAGACCGAUAACUAUGUAUUGCGUUUGUGUGAGUACUCUAGGGAGGUGUACCGUCGCGCCUCGGCCAGAGAAUUCGCCCACUUGGUUUUUCGUCGCAGCCCAGAGAACAUCCCUACGGUUGGCCUAUUGACUUGGAUUGCGGACUCAGCCCAAAAAGCAGUACUCCGGGAUUUUCAUAGUAAUUCGAAAGGUCGUGAUUUAAGUUUAGUUUUUCCGUUGUGAGUACGAGAGAGAAGGUCGAGAGAAAGUGUGGUUCAGUCUGCAAGCCGAAAGGUAGUACUUUGUGCUAAAUUACCACAAUCUUUGUAAUAUUUUGUCUAUCUAAGAAAUAAAGUCGGAAGUCGUGAGAGUCGGAGAGUCUGCCCGUGGUAGUUAGCUGAUCAGCCGAGAUUAAUAUUAUCGGAAGUGAGAGAGUGUUAUGAGAAAAACAAGCUUAGCGAGUAGUGCGUAAUUAUUGUCUUUGAGUUACGUUCACGAAUAAUAUUGACAGUCGAGAUUACCGCCGGAGUUAUUUCAUUAAAAGUCGUAAAGUGUUAUCAAAACGAGGGAUUUGUACUUAUUUUUCCUUAUUUUUCCCACGACCGAAUCUCCUCAGAGUACAAGAGUGCUCUAGUAGCCGCGGCAAAGCAGUUGAGAAGGUAAAGUAGUCCGACCUGGCGCCCCUUUUUCCUUCGUAUAAAUACGGUCGGACGUGAGUCAGUAUU
Messenger RNA from Nasonia vitripennis (jewel wasp), 1991 nucleotides. RefSeq lists its product as uncharacterized. Bases 50 to 931 code for a protein of 293 amino acids. Lineage: Eukaryota; Metazoa; Arthropoda; Insecta; Hymenoptera; Pteromalidae. The record is from RefSeq and is a predicted model, not a curated record. The transcript has 2 exons.